Helianthus annuus (common sunflower) is the source of this 2231-nucleotide messenger RNA. Its product is annotated as AUGMIN subunit 3. The transcript has 18 exons. The coding region runs from base 212 to 2065 and encodes 617 amino acids. The record is from RefSeq and is a predicted model, not a curated record. Gene Ontology annotation, biological process: spindle assembly; centrosome cycle. Lineage: Eukaryota; Viridiplantae; Streptophyta; Magnoliopsida; Asterales; Asteraceae. Gene Ontology annotation, cellular component: HAUS complex; mitotic spindle; centrosome.
CAUUCAGAAGUUGAGGGGUCAAUUCGCACCCAACCGAAACUACCAGGUCCAGAAAAGUUUCAACCCCCGGCCGGCGCCAAACCCCUGCAUCCCUCAUUCAAACUUUCUAAUCGGAACCCCAAUUUCAACCGGAGAAUAUUCCGGCAUCACCUCCGUCACUCCAAUUCCGAACAAAUUCACCAUCUCAUUCACCAAAAACCGGCACCGGCAGAUGAGCGGGGCGAAACUGUGUGCAUUAUUGAGCGAAUUAGGGUUCGAAGGUCACGAUGCACUCGAUCCAGACAGUUUCGAGUGGCCGUUUCAGUACGAAGAUGCUCGUCCGAUUCUCGAUUGGAUCUGCUCCAGUCUUCGUCCGUCUAACGUCCUCUCCGCUUCCGAACUGAAACAGUAUGAGCAGUUUGUACAGGAUGGGAAGCUUUUGGAGGGGGAAGACCUAGAUUUUGCUUAUGAAAGCAUUUCAGCCUUUUCAACAAGGAGAGACAAUCAGGAGGCAGUUUUCGGAGCUGAAGAAGGUCUAAAAGAGAUACGGGAUGCUACUUUAUCCUAUAAAGCAGAAGCUGUUGAGCUGCAACGACAACUUGGGCAUCUACAAUCUCAGUAUGACAUGCUCAGUACACAAGCUUCAACUUUAAUCCAAGGGAAAAGAGCAAGAGUUGCAUCAACAUCUACUGUCAACGGAUUACUAACUACCAUCGAUGAUAGUCUAUCAGCAAGAAACUUAGAGAUGAAUGCAGUUCUUGGACGGAUUGCUUCUACAGCACAAGAGUUGGCACAUUUCCAUUCAGGGGAUGAAGAUGGCAUAUAUCUGGCAUACUCAGACUUUCAUCCAUAUUUGCUUGCUGACUCAUCAUGUAUGAAAGAGUUAAAUCAAUGGUUUGUAAAGCAACUAGACACGGGUCCUUACCGUAUGGUGGCAGAAGAGGGGAAAUCUAAAUGUUCAUGGGUCAAUCUUGAUGACGUCAGCAAUACUACCUUAGUGCGAGCUGACUCACAAAAAUCAGAUCAACGCGUUUCAGAAUUGCAAAGGCUUCGAUCCAUAUUUGGAACCAGUGAAAGGCAGUGGGUAGAAGCUCAAGUUGAGAACGCAAAACAGCAAGCUAUUCUGGUAACACUUAAAGGUCAGGUGAAUUCAGAUGAAGCUCAUAUUCACCUUGAUCUUCAUUCACUUAGGAGGAAACAUGUUGAAUUGGCUGGAGAACUUUCAAAUCUACAAAACAAAGAGGAGAAGUUGUUAUCUGAGACUAUUCCUAAUUUAUGUUGGGAGCUGGCUCAGCUACAAGAUACAUACAUUCUGCAAGGUGAUUAUGAUUUAAAGGUCAUGCGACAAGAAUAUUAUAUUCAACGCCAGAAAACGUUCAUAAGCCAUCUGAUAAACCAGCUUGCAAGGCAUCAAUUCCUGAAAUUAGCAUGCCAAUUUGAAAAGAAGACAAUGCUUGGAGCAUUUUCAUUACUCAAAGUUAUUGAGUCGGAACUCCAAGGUUACCUAUCGGCAACCAAAGGAAGAGUGGGCCGUUGUCUGGCAUUAAUUGAAGCAGCGUCAGAUGUGCAAGAACAAGGAGCUGUUGAUGAUCGAGAUACGUUUCUGCAUGGUGUCAGAGAUCUUCUAAGCAUCCAUUCAAAUACACAAGGGGGUUUGUCAACAUAUGUGUCAGCUCCAGGGCUGGUGCAGCAGAUAUCCAGCCUUCAGUCAGACCUCAUGGUCCUACAAUCUGACUUGGACAAUGCCCUUCCGGAAGAUAGAAGCAGAUGCAUCAAUGAGUUGUGCACUCUUAUCCAAAGUUUGCAACAGUUAUUAUUUGCAUCGUCUACCACUGCUCAGCCAAUUUUGACACCCCGGACUCUAAUGAAAGAGCUAGACGAGAUGGAAAAGAUGAAUGCCAAGUUGUCUGCCGCAGUCGAAGAAGUAACACACGAGCACAAUAAGAAGAAUGAGAUUGUGAAGCAUCACUCACAAGAAAUGGCACUUCAAAGGCAGGUUUUUGUGGAUUUUUUCUGCAAUCCUGAUCGUUUGAGAAAUCAAGUGAGGGAACUAACUGCCAGAGUUAGGGCUUUGCAAGCAUCUUAGUUAAGUAGCAUAUAUUAUGGUUUUCUACAUGGGGUUUUGUAUGAUUUACUAACAACGUGUGAUUUGAUUUUUUUAAUGUUUAUUAUUUGACGCACAUUUAUGUUUAAACAUUUACACCCCUGAAAAAGGAUUAACAGUUAAUUAUAUUACAGUAUCUUUUAUGGGA